GGCAAAUGCUCCGCCAAGGGGAGCGGCUAUGCGCACGGGAGCGCCAGGUACUCCAUUCUUUCACCACGGCUAUGGUUCUAGCUCGGGAGGAACAGGCGGUCUGGUAGUCGUCGGCGUUGUCGGGAAGAAUGAGGAGGAUUUGUCGCAGCUGCUGGACAGGAUUUUGGAUCAGCGGGUGUUUGGGGGGAUCUCAGGCCAUUUCUCGACGAAUUCCGGGGCGUAUGGCAGUAGAUUAGAUGCGUUUGGGCGGAUUCCAGUCCCGGGCAGUGGCAGGGCGGAGGCUACUGCCACCUCGAGAUAUGGGAGUUGGAUGAAGAACAGGCUGCGGCACUACUGCGAUGAGGAACGAGGGAUUCUCUUCGUCUUGUUUCCGUGUGGAUCGCUUCCAGUGGAGCUCCUCGCGGAGGAGGAUUUCUCUGUGAUGGGCUUGGCCUCUUUGCUCGAGCAGCAUGAGAUGUUUGGAGUUCGAGGACUUUUCUUCAUGUUCUCGGUAUGUCACGUUGUUCUCUUGGUUCAAGAAGGAGCUAAGUUUGAUCCACGGCUCUUGCGGCUCUUCCGAGUGUUACAAGCCGCAAAAGCGGCGAUCAAGAUGCCGCUAAAGGGAGCUCAAGCUCGGGGUUUUUACACAGGUAGCUCGCCUGUGAGAGGUGGUCGCCAGGCUUCCGGUUUUUCUCUCAUGUCCGGGCUCUCACACGGUUUGUUCCCGGGGCAGUGUACUCCGGUUCUUCUCAUCGUCUGCAUAGACGACUUCUCGGAGUUUGAGACUUCGGACGCUACAGUUCGGCAGUCGAAACUUUCCACGGGGGUAAGACAGGUUGGGAAGCUAGAGCAGGGAACACGACGAAAGUUUCAAUCUUCGGUGGAAGCUCAGGUCCGGUUCUUGGUAAAGAAGAGCCGAACAAUUCUUGGCUUUGGUGACUCUGGCUUAGGAGGUGGUAUGGGACUUAGAGGCUCUGGCAAUGUCAUGGGAGCCGUUCCAGGUGGUGGUGGAGGUCCGGCACUCUUUACUAUGGACCCGUCGAGGGUGGUGUUGUUUGUGGAUCGCUUUUCGAAUCGAUGCUGCGAUGCUUUAGAGGGUACUAUUACCAUCUUGGAAAACAUGAUCAAGGGGAUCCCAAACGCAGAAGGGGCUCUCUGGGAGAAUACAAGUGGAGUCACCGAGGACAUACAGGCCGUAAGAGAUUUUAUAUGGAGACAGGCCGAGAUUGUUAGAGGCAGGGGAGGUACUCAAGCAAUGUCUGUGGGUGUUGGGAUGGUAGCUGCUGCCGCUGCCGCUGCUGCUGCUUCCGCUGCUGCCGGUUCCAUGGGUGGUGCACUGAGGCCAAUCUCGAAUCCUCCUGAACUUCCAACUUUGCAAAGCUGGCUGACGGCGAGCAACACAAUUCUCUCGUCGCUGCUGAAGUUUGAAGGAAAGGUGGAGGUUUCUCGACGUCAGAGCUGCCCUGGAUCGGGAGUUGAUGCUAGUGCCGGAUCAGGUCUUAGACUUUUCAGCGAGGCAGACUUGGCGUGCAUAGACUUAGCGUGUGCGGACACGAACACCAAGUUUUCAGCUUCUUGGUGCAAAAAGGCCAUGCCUUCUGCUCGAGGAGUUUACUUGAAAGGACUGCCACCCUGCUAUCCGACUGCUGUUCACAAGCACCAGUUGGACAAGGCUAUCGGCGCCUUUAAAAGUAUGGUGAGAGGCCCAGCAGUGAACGUGUUCUUGGAGAAGCUCAAACGAGAGUGUGAAGCUUUGUGGAAGUCGGGAAGGCAGUUGUGUGAUGCCGUCAGCCUUACAGGGAGGCCGUGUACGCAUCAAGUUCCAGAAAAUGCCGAGAAGGAAGAAGUGCAAAGGCCUCACUCCAGCGGUUAUGUGUUUCUCAGUGCCUGUGCCUGUGGAAGAUCACGGAGGCUGCGAGAGGAUCCUUUCGACUUUGACAGUGCAAACGUAUCCUUCUUUCGGUUUCCAAACUGCGAGGACCUGCUACCGUCAGUGGUUCUGCCCCAUCAUUCGAAAGCAUCGGAAGGGUCUGCAUGGAGCAUACUGCGGUUGGGGAAUGCAAAGUAUUAUCAACCGUCGGCUGGUCUUCUGCAAGCUGGUUUUUGCGCCGAUCAAAACUAUCUCUCUCACUACGACAUGUCACUCCACUACAAGUCUGCUGCUGAGCCGGAAAAGACGUUGGAAGGCUCUAAAAUUUCAAAGUCGUCGUCUGAUCAGGGAACGGUGACGAAGAAGCAUUCCGAGGAUCCGAAAUUCAAGCCCGCGGAGAAGCAAAAGAAUGCUGACGUGAAACUUGACUACAGCGAAGAGUCUGCUUUUCCGCCACUUCCUCAGAAGAAUGGUCCGAAGCCAACGAAACAAACUCCUAAGAAAGCACCCGUAAAAGCAAUGGAGUCCAAGACCAACAAAAGCGAGCAGCCGAAGGAGAUGGUAGAAAAUGGUGGUUCUCCUUUGAAAACAAUUGCUGCUGACGCGGGGGGCGCUCGUGCAACCAAAGAGGCCGCGGACGUUGGUCUUUACAUCGGGUUUGAGCACGAGUGUCCUCACGGCCACAGAUUCUUCCUAUCAGUGGAGCACUUGCAGAAGCUCAGCCCUCCAUACUCUCAGCAGGCUGGAGUUGAGAAGAAAGCAAGGCGGAACAAGCUGAGAGGCAACCGAGCAGCACAUUUGGAUCGAACUGUUCCCGCAAAAACAUCGGACAGGCUGCAAGAUGGUGUGUCUGGCUCGCUCAUUGAGUUCAAUGCUGCGAUGGAGAACCUGAGCGUGGUCGAAGCUGGUGGUGACGGACGCGUGCUACUGAACUCGGACCUCCCGAUCUAUAUGGAAUGUCCGCACUGCAAGGCGAACAGCAACAAAGAGAGCGACUUAAAUUAUGCUGGGACUGUUUCGCGCUUGCAGCGUAUAUUUCUGGUAACCCCACCGUUUCCAUUGCUCAUGGCUUCGUGCCCUGUGGUGCAGUUUGAUGAAACGUCGACACCUAAUGCUAAGUGUGCCAUGCGUUUUAGCUUCAACUGCGAAGUGGUAUUGCCACCAGACAGUUUUUUGAGCUUACGCCUGCCUUUUGUGUACUGCACAGAGAAUGAGGAUGGUUCUCUGUUGCCACUGCAGUACAAAGAGGAUCACCCCGAGCUGAGCGCCUGGCUUGUCAAAGGCACCGUAUUUUAUGUCCUCUCCGGCAGGCAGUGACGACAAGAGACACGAUUUCUUCCACUUCCACGAUCCAGCUGCAGCAGACGUUAUGUUUUCUCCCUCCAGUGAUCACCACUUCAGCAAAAAUCGUCAUCGAGGUCUUUACAAAGGGAAGCUCGCUGCCGCCAGUCUCGCUUCAUCGAGGUCCAUGGAAAAUGGCUCCGUGAGAGACCUCUCCAUCACUUCGGUUUCGUCCAAGCUCUUGGCUUCGCUGUUGAUAUGUAUAGCUAAGGCAGACAAGGAAACGUCACAGCAAAGGUGAGCUCGUUCAAAAUCUUUCUUUCGCUCGAAUCAACAGCGUCCCUGUUUCUAGUGCUGCUGCUACGCACGAAAAAAUGUUCUAGAGAAGAAAGUUCUAGCACGAACUCUCCCAUUCUUCCUCCCUUAAGCGUACGGCGGAGAUUGGCCGUGAUGUCAUGCAUAUGGUACUGGUCAUGUGCGUCAUGUGGGGCAUGACGUGGCGUGUGGGGAGGGCAUGACGUGGCAUGUGGGCAUGGAUGAGGGCCACGACAACACCAUUCAUCGGCAUCGUCUUGGGCAUUUUACAUUCAUCCUUUCCUCUCCCCACAAAGCAGGCGUGCAUUGUCCACGUUAGGGUUCCAGUGAGGCGCCUUGUUAUUUCGAGCCCUGGGGCGAUGAGCGCGGCGCGAUCGACGAGCAAGGCAGCGGCGCGACGCGCUGGGAUUGCGUCUUGCUUGAUUGAUUGAUUGCCGUGCUCCCUUUCUCGAUCCCGCGGGGAUUUUGGUGUCUCUGGAAAGGGGGCUUUGGCUGAAUUUGCGUUUCCCGGGGCGAUUCCAGGCUUGGCACCUCCCAAUGCACAGAUUCUGAGCGUUGAUAGUAAGGGAUCCGAUCGGCGGACAUGGGAAGGCUGUGCCUGAUAGAAUUGGAUGGGCGAUUCUACAGCUGCCAUUCUUGCCGGACACACCUCGCAAACUUCGAUCAAUUGAUGUCAAAGGCAUGCCAUCCUAUCCCUCGGUCUUCCUGCUUUCGUUACUCUUAAAAUGUCUGAUUAGAGGCCGUUUUCUCGUGUGCUGUGUUUUUAUUUUUUUUCUUUCGCUUCUCCGCCCAGGCCUUUCACUGCCGACACGGAAAGGCUUAUCUUUUCAACACAGUUGUUAAUGUGUUUGAGGGACCAUUGGAGGAGCGGAUGAUGACAACCGGUGUCCACACUGUGGCUGACAUUUACUGCAAGGGGUGCCAACAGAAUGUUGGCUGGAAAUACGAAUUCGCGCAGCACAAGGCCCAGAAGUACAAGGAAGGGAAGUUCAUUUUAGAGAGAGGAAGAGUUGUAGGUUGCGAGAAAGGCGAUUUCUAUCUGGACACACAGGCGAUUGGAAGUGACCCCGACGACGUACCGCUGGAAUGAUAUUGAAUGGAUGGCAGGGAAAUAACAAAAGCAAAGCGAAGCAACGCAGAGGAAAAAAAAAAAGAAAAAAAAGAAGCAAGGACACAAACUUGACACUUGCAGCAUUGUCUAGAUUCUCCUCAAUUGUUGUAUAGCCUCCAAACUGUAAGAAAGAUUCCCAUUUAAAGUUC
Messenger RNA from Selaginella moellendorffii, 4705 nucleotides. RefSeq names its product protein yippee-like At5g53940. Gene Ontology annotation, biological process: nuclear-transcribed mRNA catabolic process, nonsense-mediated decay. Gene Ontology annotation, cellular component: ubiquitin ligase complex. The record is from RefSeq and is a predicted model, not a curated record. The coding region runs from base 29 to 3166 and encodes 1045 amino acids. The transcript has 10 exons. NCBI's taxonomy places the organism in Eukaryota, Viridiplantae, Streptophyta, Lycopodiopsida, Selaginellales, Selaginellaceae.